AUGUCGCCCGCUGCGCAAGCGCCGCCCACGGCCGCCGAAAAGGUCGCGUCCUUCUUCUCCCGGAUGAGCCCCGUGCCGUCCUUCCCCGACUACACCGGCCCGCACAAGGUCGGCACCGUCGACAUUGAGAUCCCCGUCUCCGAGUUGGAGUCGCCUAGCCCGACCCCCUACAGCGCAACCGACAUUCAUACCGUCCAAUGCCGCGUCUUCUACCCUGCAACCCCCGAGUCCGACUGCAAGAGGAUCAACUGGCUGCCCUCGCCGCAACGCCAGCAUGUCUCUGCCUACACCCAGUUCAUUGGCAUCCGCCCCAUGCUCGCAGACAUUGUCUCGUUCCUCCCGCGACACCUGCACUACACCACCAUACCCGUCCACAAGAACGCCGAGAUCCUCGAACCCGAUACUCCGAACCGACGAUGGCCGACCAUGAUCUUCUCCCACGGCCUCGGCGGCAACCGAAAUACAUACUCCCACCUCGCGGGAUCUCUGGCCUCCCACGGCAUCGUCGUCGUCUGCCCCGAGCACCGCGACGGCAGCGCCGUGGCCGCCUUCGUCCGCAUCCCCGGCAAGCAGGACCAGUACUUCAUGCGCGACACCCGCCGCGUCGUCCCCUACGUCCGCAUCGACCACGACGCCCGGCCCGAAAUCUACGAGGCGCGCGAGGACCAGCUGCGCAUCCGCCUCUGGGAGCUGGGCAUGAUCCACAUGGUCACUCUCAACAUGGACCUCGGCCUCGCCAUGUCCAACCUCAACAAGUCCACCCCGAGCCUCACCCAGUUCAAGAACAAACUACACGUCCACGAACCGGGCUGCAUCAUCUUUGGCGGCCACAGCUUCGGCUCCGCCUCGGUCGUCCAGCUCCUCAAGACAACCUUUUACGCCGAGUCCUCCGCCCUCGCCCACGUCCCCAAACCCCUCUUCACCCCGCGCCGCGACUCGGCGCUGUGCAAACAAAUCACGGAGAAGAACGUUACCAUGCUCCUCGACAUGUGGUGCUUCCCGCUCCUGGCCCCCGGCUCCGCAGACCUCUUCAACCUGCCCCUCCCAGCCUACGCAAACACCUCCCGCGCCCCCGGCGGCAACGCCAUCCUCGCCGUCGAGUCCGACGCCUUUUACAAGUGGACAGACCACCUCCACGUCACCGCCCGCGUGCUCUCCCCGCAGCCCUCGGCGCCCGUCAUCACCCCGCAGGUCUUCCGCCGCAGCGGCGUCAGCCUCCCCGAGCCAAACUUCUUCUACGUCCGCAGCUCGGCGCACCUGUCCCAGUCCGAUUUCGGUAUCCUCUUCCCCUGGUUGACGAAGAAGAUUUUCAACUCGGAAGAGCCCGAGCGCGCGCUGAGGCUGAAUUUGCGCGCGCAGCUGCAGCUCAUGCGCGCCAACGGCGUCCCCGUGGCGCGGACGUGGAUCGGCGACCUCGUCGACGGCACGGGGUCCGGGAAGUUGGGUAUCUCGGGCGAUGAGGAUGCCGAUAACGGGCCCGACGACGGCGUCAUGGACGACAAGGUCAUCUUUGAACGUAGCGAGGGCAAGGUGCAGUAUUGGAACUGGAUCGACGUCAUCGGGAUGGGCCAGCCGGACGAGGCGCCAGCUGCGCCAGCAGCAGAUGGCUCAACGGCGGCGACGUCUACGACGAACGGGGCCAGCGGCGGGUCCGGCGCGAAUGCGCAGGUCGCGGGCGUGGAGCAGACGGAUCGCGAUAUGGAGGACGAGCUGGAGCCGCUUCAGGCUGUUGCGAGUGCGGCGCAGGUUGGCGCGGUGCGGUCAUGA
Messenger RNA from Colletotrichum orchidophilum, 1767 nucleotides. Its product is annotated as platelet-activating factor acetylhydrolase. The coding region runs from base 1 to 1767 and encodes 588 amino acids. The transcript is spliced from 2 exons. NCBI's taxonomy places the organism in Eukaryota, Fungi, Ascomycota, Sordariomycetes, Glomerellales, Glomerellaceae. Gene Ontology annotation, molecular function: 1-alkyl-2-acetylglycerophosphocholine esterase activity. The record is from RefSeq and is a predicted model, not a curated record.